AUGGUGUGGCACGAGGCAACCGUCAGGACGCAGGCCGAGAUCACCACGGUCGAGAUCGAUGCCGACAUGAUCCGCGCGUCCAGGUGCACCAUCAAUCACUUCAGCCUCGGCGACCGGGUGAAGCUGCUCAAGGGGCCCGCGGCAGGGUCAAUCGAGACGAGGACGUACUGGACCCAAAACAGGAAAGCCCUGGAUGGGUUUUGCAAGUUCUGCAAGACUGAUCCGCGAAUCGACGUGGUUCUGCUACCCGUCUACGAUGGUCUUACGCUCAUCAAGUUGAAAUCUUCUCUUUGA
Molecule: messenger RNA, 294 nt
Organism: Pyricularia pennisetigena
Lineage: Eukaryota; Fungi; Ascomycota; Sordariomycetes; Magnaporthales; Pyriculariaceae
Exons: 2
Coding region: 1-294 (97 amino acids)
Source: RefSeq, a predicted model, not a curated record